Molecule: messenger RNA, 2232 nt
Organism: Peromyscus maniculatus bairdii (prairie deer mouse)
Lineage: Eukaryota; Metazoa; Chordata; Mammalia; Rodentia; Cricetidae
Gene: Ccdc17
Product: coiled-coil domain containing 17
Source: RefSeq, a predicted model, not a curated record
GACUUGGCCAAACUCAUGCGAUGGGUGGAACAAACUGGGUGACACUUUCUCAAGUGGGGCUCCUCCCAAAGUUGGCAAGGUGCAUACAUCCUCCUGGCAUGCCUAGGCCUGUACUUGCAGCCCAGGGAGCUUGGACACCUCCCCAAACAUAAACAAAUUGGAAGGUCUUGGAGAUGUAAUAGAGUUGGCUUUCCUCUCUGUUCUUUCUCGGCUCCUUUGCCACAUCUUCUGUAGGACUCGGCUGGUUUCAGGAAGGGAUCACAUCCCAUGGCCGAUUACUCUGGGGAGUCGGGAUUUCUGACCUGUGAGUUCUGUGAUAUGGUUUUCCGCUCCUGGGCUUUGUUGGCUACCCAUACCCAGCGAUUCUGCAUUGGCCGGCUGACUCCGGAGGUGGCACAUGGAACACAGCCUUCAGUAGCCAUGGAACAGCGGGGCACCACGAUUGUGACACAAGAACAACUGAGCCGUUCAGAGCAGGAGGCCAGCAAAUCAGCUCUAAAGAUGUUGACAGAGGAGGUGCAAUUGCUGAGGCUGUCGCUACGGGAAAAGAGUCCCUGGGCAACUGAGGGUCCCACCUCCCAGACUGCAGGGAGCCCUGGCGAGAGGCUGCGGGCAUUGCAGGGAAUCCGCGCCAGGCGCGUGGCGGAGACUGAAGCGCAAAGCCGGGCUCUGGAGCGCCGCGGCGAGGAACUAAAACGGCGCCUCCUUGACGUAGCGGGACCCAGGGGGGAAUUAUCCGCGCCAUUCGGCCUGGAGCGCCAGCUCCGCGAACUCAGGGCAGAGGCCGGCCGGACGCGCGGCGCUCUGCAGAUGCUGGGGGCGCGCAUCCUUGCGCUCCAGUCGCAGCCCAGCAUCCAGAGGGGCUCUCUCAAGGAGGCUGAGUUCUGUUGCCCUCCGCUACCGGUCAAUCCGGGAACGCUGCCCGCCCAGAUCCGGGCUCUACGUGAGGCCUACGUGCGCGGUGGAGGCCGGGACCCCGGAGUUCUGGACAAAUUAUGGCAGCUGCAAGUGGAGGCGUCAGCCCUGGAGUUGCGGCGGUCGCAGAACCACAAAGAAAAAGCAAGUGCCACCUCUGAAGAGCUUCUAGUAGUGGAAGCCGAAAACCGGCUUCUGGAGGCAGAGAUCCGGACCUUGCAGAAGAAGGGCCUGAGUCUGGCACCCUGGGGACCCAGGGGGUAUCAACUCCCUGAUCUCUGGUCACACCUGAGUAGAAGGGGCGAUAACUCCCUCCUCCUUCCACCAGUUGCACCCCCAAUGUCACCACUUACAAGUUCCAUAAAUGUCCAGAACUUCCGUGGCACUUCAACGUCUCAGAUACUUAAUGGAACCAUGACAAGGAACUUAAGUCUGGAUCGUCACUUCCUCCUACCUGCAUCUGAUGUUCUAGGCCCUGCACCCUAUGAUCCUGGGGCUGGCCUUGUCAUUUUCUAUGACUUCCUUCGGGGCCUUGAUGCUUCUUGGGUUUGGGUGCAGCUAAUGACAAGCUUGACCCAGGAUGGACAGGAUAUAGGAGGGACCACAAUAUUGCCCCCAGCCCUUUGCCUACCGCCACCAUCAACUCCUGGACCUAUGGGCAAUUGUGCCAUCCUUGCAAGCAGGCAGCCUGUACCCAGGUUGCCUCCAUCAGCACUGGUAUCUUUGAUUUGUGAACUACAAGCCUGGCAGGGAGUUACAUGGGCACCACAACCAAAGGCUUGGGCCUCACUAUUGCUAUUUGACCAAGAUAAGCAUAUGCUUAGUGGCCGUUGGCGCCUCCCACUUAAGGUCCUUCCUCCUAACUCCAACCUCAGCCUUGUCCAGCUGAAUGCGAUUCCCCAGGCAGGUCAAGCUGAGCUCUUUCUAAGGCUGGUGAAUUCAAGAGAUGCAGAUGUUCAGACAUUGGCAGAGAUCAAUCCAGCAAGUGCCCAUGAAUACCAGUACCCACCACUGGUAUCCAACUCAUCUUCAGUGGAAACCAGUCCCUUCGCCCACAGUUCUGGCUUCGCUGAUCCCCAACCUCCCACAGAAGAGGCUUUUGUCAGUGUCAAGGAUAAAGAUGAGCAUUUGAGCCCCCACUAGUUUUGACCUAAACACAUCAGGUUUCUGAGGCAGAGAAAGGCAGAUUUAGAUCUGCAGCUUCUAAAUGAGGUCUGGAAGUAAUGAUAAAGUCCAACCAAGCCAACUAGGACUUUUUCUGCACCCAUUUUCCUUUUGUAAAGCAGAUCGAGGAGUAAACGAUUUCAGAUAUUCACA